AUGCUGGUGGCCCUUGUCGCCUUCUUCAUCUGCAGACAGAAAGUUAACCAUGGCCGGGAAAGGCCAUCUGCCCGCCUGAGCAUCCACAGAGAUCGGCCUUUGUCUGUCCAUUUGAAUCUGGGCCAGAAAGGUAACCGGAAAACCUCUUGCCCCAUAAAGAUAAAUCAGUUUGAAGGGCAUUUCAUGAAGCUGCAGGCUGACUCCAACUACCUUCUCUCCAAGGAAUAUGAGGACUUAAAAGAUGUGGGUCGAAACCAGCCAUGUGACAUUGCUCUCUUGCCUGAGAAUAGAGGGAAAAAUCGAUAUAACAACAUACUGCCCUAUGAUACGUCAAGAGUGAAGUUGUCCAACGUAGACGACGACCCAUGCUCUGACUACAUCAAUGCCAGUUACAUCCCUGGUAAUAACUUCAGAAGAGAAUAUAUCGCCACUCAGGGACCGCUUCCUGGCACUAAGGAUGACUUCUGGAAAAUGGCGUGGGAACAAAAUGUUCACAACAUCGUCAUGGUGACCCAGUGUGUUGAGAAAGGCCGAGUAAAGUGUGACCAUUACUGGCCAGCAGACCAGGACUCACUCUAUUAUGGGGACCUCAUCCUGCAGAUGGUGUCAGAGUCCGUACUACCUGAGUGGACCAUCAGAGAAUUUAAGAUAUGCAGUGAAGAACAGUUGGAUGCACAUAGACUCAUCCGUCACUUUCACUACACAGUAUGGCCAGACCAUGGAGUCCCAGAGACCACCCAGUCCCUGAUCCAGUUUGUGAGGACUGUCAGGGACUACAUCAACAGAAGCCCGGGAGCCGGGCCCACCGUAGUGCACUGCAGUGCUGGUGUGGGCAGAACUGGAACAUUCGUUGCCUUGGACCGGAUCCUCCAGCAGUUGGACUCCAAGGACUCUGUGGACAUUUAUGGAGCAGUGCAUGACCUAAGACUUCACAGGGUUCACAUGGUCCAGACUGAGUGUCAGUACAUAUAUCUGCAUCAGUGUGUGAGAGAUGUCCUCAGAGCCAGAAAAUUGCGCAACGAACAAGAAAACCCCCUGUUUCCAAUCUAUGAAAAUGUGAAUCCAGAGUAUCACAGAGUGGAUAGCAAUGUCAGGAGUGCCAGAGAUAGCUGGGAGAAGCAACACUACGCAAUCCCUGGAGAGCUUCCUUCUGAGGACUCACUAUCUUCCAAAGGUUUUGAUGCAUCAUUUUCUAACACUGUCACCCUGCAGACCAAGCAUUUGACUAUACAAUCUACUCGAGACAUUAAAGAUGCCCCUGAAAAUGCCCUGGAUGAAAGUUUUUCACUGUGUGACUUUUAA
Messenger RNA from Cricetulus griseus (Chinese hamster), 1302 nucleotides. The record is from RefSeq and is a predicted model, not a curated record. Lineage: Eukaryota; Metazoa; Chordata; Mammalia; Rodentia; Cricetidae.